ACAAAUCCACCUAUGACCCCAGAAAUUGUUGGGCUCUUCGUCAACAAUAUUCACAUGGUCCCUGAUCUUUUGAGUUACGCUUAUGUGAAUAGUAUAUGGAAUAUGGCCGCCUUGCAGAAGCUCUACAGGGGCUCCCUGGACGACGUGCAAUUCCGCACACCUAACAUUAGAUUCCUUAAUUACCUCUUUGUGGCGUCAAGG
Molecule: messenger RNA, 201 nt
Organism: Aspergillus novofumigatus IBT 16806
Lineage: Eukaryota; Fungi; Ascomycota; Eurotiomycetes; Eurotiales; Aspergillaceae
Exons: 1
Source: RefSeq, a predicted model, not a curated record